Messenger RNA from Sesamum indicum (sesame), 3065 nucleotides. Its product is annotated as sucrose synthase 7. Gene Ontology annotation, biological process: sucrose metabolic process. The record is from RefSeq and is a predicted model, not a curated record. Gene Ontology annotation, molecular function: sucrose synthase activity. Lineage: Eukaryota; Viridiplantae; Streptophyta; Magnoliopsida; Lamiales; Pedaliaceae.
UCUGUUCUUUCCAUUGUCUACACAAUAUUCCUUUUGUAUAUGCAUGCACACUUUCCCUUUGUUUUCUCCUAUAUAAAGAAUCAACUCCACUUCUUGUCCAAACCAGACAACCCCACCCCACCUGUACUAGAUCUGAACUUGCCAAAACAAGAAAGGAUAAUUAUCUGUUCCUGCGAUCAUUCAAUGGCUUCAGCUGCAGCAGUGGACACUAUGCCGGAUGCGUUGAGGCAGAGUCGAUACCAUAUGAAGAGAUGUUUUGCCAGGCUUACUGGAAUGGGAAGAAGGCUGAUGAAGUUCCAGCAUAUAAAGGAUGAGAUAGAGCAAACAAUUGAGGACAAGAUUGAAAGGUCCAAGGUUUUGGAAGGUUCACUUGGUGACAUCUUGAGUUCAACACAGGAAGCGGCUGUUGUCCCACCUUAUGUGGCUUUUGCAAUAAGGCACAGUCCUGGGAUUUGGGACUACGUCAAGGUGCAUGCAGAUAGUUUGUCUGUUGAUAUAAUCACAUCCACGGAUUACUUGAAGUUCAAAGAAACGCUCUUCGAUGAGGACUGGGCAAAGGACGAAAAUGCAUUGGAGAUAGAUUUUGGAGCGUUCAACGUUGGUAUCCCAAGCCUAGCACUUCCGUCUUCCAUUGGGGACGGACUUGGCUAUGUCUUGAAAUUCAUGACUUCAAUGAUCACUAGGGGCUCUGAGAGUGCAAAACCUUUGGUUGAGUACUUGCUUACACUUAACCAUCAUGGAGAGAAACUUAUGAUCAAUGAGACUCUAAACACUGUUGGGAAGCUUCGAGCAGCUCUGUUAAUUGCAGAUGUUUUCGUCUCUGCCCUCCCAAAGGACACACUGUACCAGAAUUUUGAGCAGAAGCUUAAAGAAUGGGGCUUCGAGAAAGGUUGGGGGGAUAAUGCAGAAAGAGUUAGACAAACAAUGAGGAUACUUUCUGAGAUGCUUCAAGCUCCGGAUCCUACAAACAUGGAAGCAUUUUUCAGUAGGCUUCCAGCCAUUUACAAGAUUGUCAUAUUCUCUGUUCAUGGUUACUUUGGACAAGCUGAUGUUCUUGGUUUGCCUGAUACGGGAGGCCAGGUCGUUUACAUUCUUGAUCAAGUUAAAGCGUUGGAAGAAGAACUGUUACUAAGAAUAAAGCAGCAGGGCUUGAAUGUGAAGCCUCAGAUUCUUGUGGUGACUCGUCUCAUCCCCGAUGCACAAGGGAACAAAUGCAAUCAAGAAAUGGAGCCGAUAGCCAACACAAUGCACUCCCACAUUCUGAGGGUUCCAUUUAAUACUGAGAAGGGAGUGCUCGGACCAUGGGUCUCCCGGUUUGAUAUCUAUCCUUAUUUGGAGAGGUUUUCUCAGGAUGCCACUGCAAAGAUUCUUGAGCUAAUGGAAGGUAAACCAGACCUCAUAAUUGGGAAUUACACAGAUGGGAACUUAGUGGCAUCUUUGGUGGCUAGCAAACUUGGAGUUACUCUGGGAACAAUAGCUCAUGCUUUGGAGAAGACCAAGUACGAAGAUUCAGAUGUCAAGUGGAGGGAGUUAGAUCCCAAAUACCACUUUUCUUGCCAAUUCACUGCUGAUAUGAUAGCAAUGAAUGCUGCUGAUUUCAUAAUUACCAGCACAUAUCAAGAAAUUGCUGGAAGCAAGAACCGGCCUGGACAAUAUGAAAGCCAUGUGGCGUUCACUAUGCCGGGACUUUACAGGGUCAUCUCGGGCAUCAAUGUGUUUGAUCCUAAGUUCAAUAUUGCUUCCCCUGGGGCUGAUCAGUCCAUCUACUUCCCAUUCAUGGAGAAGCAGAAACGACUCACUAAAUUUCAGCCUGCCAUUGAGGAACUACUCUUCAGCAAGGAGGAUAACGACGAGCACAUUGGAUUUCUUGCAGACAGAAAGAAACCGAUUAUCUUUACAAUGGCAAGACUUGACACUGUGAAGAACAUCACAGGAUUGACUGAGUGGUACGGGAAGAACAAAAGGCUUAGAAACUUAGUUAAUCUUGUUAUUGUGGGGGGAUUCUUCGAUCCAUCGAAAUCAAAAGACAGGGAGGAAAUGGCUGAAAUCAAGAAGAUGCAUUCUCUGAUUGAGAGAUACCAACUCAAGGGUCAGAUCAGAUGGAUAGCAGCUCAAACUGACAGAUACAGAAACAGUGAACUUUACCGUUGCGUUGCAGACACGAAAGGAGCUUUUGUUCAGCCAGCAUUAUAUGAAGCUUUUGGCUUAACCGUCAUUGAAGCAAUGAAUUGUGGAUUGCCCACAUUUGCAACAAAUCAAGGAGGACCGGCAGAAAUCAUAGUUGAUGGUGUCUCAGGCUUCCACAUUGAUCCGAACAAUGGGGAUGAAUCGAGCAAAAAGAUUGCUGAUUUCUUUGAGAAAUGCAAAGGGGAUACUAGAUAUUGGCAUAGGAUGUCUCAAGCAGGACUCAGACGCAUAAACGAAUGCUAUACAUGGAAAAUCUAUGCCAACAAAGUUCUGAAUAUGGGAUUGGCUUAUGGAUUCUGGAGGCAGUUAAACCAAGAGCAGAAAAAAGCCAAGCAGAGAUACAUUGAUAUAUUUUACAAUCUCCGGUUUAGGAAGCUGGCCAAGAAUUUCACUAUCCCUCUUGAAGGAAUCAAACCAGCAGCAUCGACUGAAACUUGUGAACCUAAAAAACGAGCACCAGAACCAAAAUCAGAGACGCGUGAUUCAGCCUCACCAGCAGUAGAGGAAAAAACUCAAGCAACAAGGACGGAAGCUGGAAAACCAGAAGAAGUUGAUCAGAAGAUUCAUCAGAUUUCAACAAUAAGUCGUACGCCGGGUUCCUGCUGCUGGAUUUUUUUAGCCAUAUCUUCCUCAAUUGUUGUUUAUGCUUUGCUGAAGCUCUGUGGAUAUUUUUCAAGUGAUUGAGUUCUAUGACAGUCAUCUACUGCUGAUAUAAACAACAAAGUGUACCCAAAUUAUCCACACAAGAGCUGAGUAGGAUAUUAGAUGGAUUGUAUACAUUAUGUAUCAAAUGAAAUCGAUCAGUCAAGAAAGAACAGGAGCCUUGUAAGUGGAUAAUUUAUUUAAACAUAUUGAUGAUCUGUGAUAAUAAAUAUUUU